AUGGCGGGGUUCUUUGCCGUGCUGGCAUCUGUGCUCGCUGUCGCGGAGACAUGCAACAUGCCGACCUCAGUAACCGGUGUCCUCUCUGAUGGGACCAACAUAGUCAAUGCAAGAGAUGUGGCGGUUUCGGGAUCCUAUGCAUAUGUGGUCUCCACUGGUAUAGAUGGACUGUUGGUCGUGGACAUCUCUGAUCCGACCAGCCCGACGGUGGCGACAAGCCUUGUGGACAGCACAGACAUGGCUGCACCAGAAGCUGUGAAAGUUGUGGGCAACUACGCGUACGUCAUCGGCUACACUUCCGAUUCUCUCGCCAUUGUGGAUGUCAGCAACCCAACCUCCAUCACGAAGGUCGGCAGCCUCAACACAAGUCCCUCCGGUGACAUGAACGGAGCUCAUGGUCUGGAUGUUGUCGGCAACUAUGCUUACGUGGUGAGCAGGCUCAAGAGUUCCUUGACAAUCAUCGAUGUUACCGAUAAGACCAACCCUACCUACCCAAGUGGGCUACCUAUGGGAAGGCAGCGCGCGGAUGACUUGGCCUCGGGAUGUCGUCGUCUCCGGCAACUAUGCCUACCUGACGGCAAGCUCGCAAUCCUAUGUCACUGUGGUGGACGUGAGCGAUCCCACCACACCUGCCGUCGUUGGAGAUGUGCAGGACACCACGAAUAUGGCAGGUGCUUGGGGAAUUGCUGUGGCGGGAAACACUGCCUUUGCCACUGCCCAAAGUGGCGACAACAUCGUGUCAGUUGA
Molecule: messenger RNA, 747 nt
Organism: Symbiodinium sp. CCMP2592
Lineage: Eukaryota; Dinophyceae; Suessiales; Symbiodiniaceae
Source: the annotation of a GenBank genome assembly